AUUUCAGACUCCUGCUGAUAAUGAGAGUAUAUGUGAAGGUUGUAAUCUCUGUCUGUUGUGAGCAGGGAUGUGGGAGCAGUGCACCAGAGAGCGGAACCUCACGCCGGAUGACGACUUUAACGCACAAGCCUUUGGGAAGACACGCCUGCUGUUCGCUGUUUUUGGACCCAUACGAUGGGAGCUCGGAGGAUUCUGAUGUGUCCAGCGGUGGUACCGUUAGGCUGCCGAGGCCGCACGGUAAAGGAGGCCACAGGAGGCGACUGUUCCCUCACUCAUCAAUGACGACGGACACAACGAGGGCGUCUUUGAUGCAUCGUCAGGGAGACGCCCGGGUGAAACAUGGAAGAUGUUCUGAGGAGGGUUGCAGGAGGAUUCCGGAUGAAAGUGAGAACAUCCACGCCAUGGAUGUAGAGGUGCAGCUCGAUGACUCUGGUUUGGAAGCUACUAGAUCUUCCACAUGUUGCACACCUGGACUUUACAUCUCAGAGGAAAGGAGCUCGCCUCAGAUGCUGAGCAGCAGCUCGGGGAGAUCCCUCAGACCUCUGAGCAAGAGGAAGGAGCUUCCUCCUGAAGCAGAGCCAGUGGAGGCGGAGCUCAGAAAGAGGCGGUGUGUCGUAAACACGGCGGAUGAACGAGGAGAACCGGGAUGAAGCGUGCCUGAAGCCUCUGCUCAC
Messenger RNA from Cyprinodon variegatus (sheepshead minnow), 674 nucleotides. RefSeq lists its product as uncharacterized. The record is from RefSeq and is a predicted model, not a curated record. Lineage: Eukaryota; Metazoa; Chordata; Actinopteri; Cyprinodontiformes; Cyprinodontidae. The transcript is spliced from 2 exons. Bases 21 to 650 code for a protein of 209 amino acids.